GGACCUCCCAGUCCGGGCGCGUUUACUCAUCCCCGCGAGGUGAUCCCUGGUGCGAGGGCGGGCGCAGGGCGCCCAGAGAACCCAGUAAUCCGAGAAUGCAGCAUCAGCCCUUCCCACCAGGCCCUUCCUUCCUUUUCCCGAACGUCCAGGGAGGGAGGGCCGCGCACUUAUAAACUCGAGCCCGGGCCCUCCGGCCUGUCAGAGGCUGCCUCGCCGGGGCUGUGCGCCGCAGCCGGACGCGUCUGGUCUGGGACAGACGCCAGCGGCUCCCCGCCCCUCUAGGCCCCGGCCGGGCCCCUGAGCGCAGACACCAUGCUCCGCGUCCUGUUCCUCGGCGUGCUGGCCCCCGCCGGCCUGGGGCUCCCGGCGCCCCUCCAGCCGCGGCCCCUCGGCAGCCAGUGCAUCGAGCGCGACUGCUUCGCGCUCUUCCAGGGCCCCGCGACCUUCCUCGCCGCCAGCCAGGCCUGCGAGCGCCUGCAGGGCCACCUGAUGACUGUGCGCUCCUCAGUGGCGGCGGAGGUCAUCUCCCUGCUGCUGAGUGGCGGCGGCCUGCGCCUCUGGAUCGGCCUGCAGCUCCCGCCCGGCUGCGGGGACCCGGGGCACCACGGGCCCCUGCGCGGCUUCCAGUGGGUUACCGGCGACAACAGGACCAGCUACAGCAAGUGGGCCCGGCCGCACAGUGACGGGGCUCCCCUCUGCGGUCCGCUGUGCGUCGCCAUCUCUGCGGCGGGGGACCCAGCGCCCAUGGAGCCGGCCUGGGAGGAGCAGCAGUGCGGUGCGGAGGCCGACGGCUUCCUCUGCGAGCUCCACUACGCCGCCUCCUGCCGGCCGCUGGCUGUGGAGCCAGGCGCCGCGGCCGCCGGCGUCGCCGUCACCUAUAGCACCCCGUUCGGGGACCGUGGCGCCGACUUCCAGGCGCUGCCGGUGGGCAGCUCGGCCGCCGUGGCGCCCCUGGGGCUGGAGCUAGAGUGCGCGGCGCCGCCCGGGGAGGCCGAGGGGCGCUGGGUCCGGGAGACGCCGGGCGCCUGGGCCUGCAGCGUGGAGAGUGGCGGCUGCCAGCACGGGUGCAACGAGAGCGCCGGGGAGUCGCGCUGCCUCUGCCCGGCAGACGCCCCCCUGCAGGCGGACGGGCGCUCCUGCGCGGAGCCAGCGCAGCACCCGUGCCACCAGCUUUGCCAGCAGUUCUGCGUCCCCGGCCCCCCGGACGCGCCCACCAACUACACGUGCAUGUGCGCCACCGGCUACCGGCUGGCUGCUGACCAGCACCAGUGCGAGGACGUGGACGACUGCAUGCAGGUGCCCAGUCCCUGCCCGCAGAACUGUGUCAACGAGCAGGGCAGCUUCCGUUGCAACUGCUACCCUGGCUACGAGCAGCAGGACGGCGAGUGCGUGGAGCUCCAGGACCCGUGCUUUGGGAACAAGUGUGAAUACGAGUGCCAGCCCGUGGGCCGGUCCGAGCACCGCUGCGUCUGCGCCGAGGGCUUCGUGCCUGUGCCCCACGACCCCAACAGGUGCCAGAUGUUCUGCAACCGCACGUCGUGCCCGGCGGACUGCGACCCCAACAACCCGGAGUCCUGCCGGUGCCCGGAAGGCUACAUCCUGGACGAGAGCAGCAUGUGCACGGACAUCGAUGAGUGCAGCAGUGACCUCUGCUCCGGCGAGUGCCGCAACCUCCCCGGCUCCUACGAGUGCGUCUGCGGGCCCGACUCCGUGCUCGCCGGCCAGAUCGCCACUGACUGCGACCCCGUCAAGGUGGGCGGCGACCGCACCGAGGAGCGCACCGAGGACGGCGGCUCCGGGGAGCCCCCGGGCAGCCCGCCCCCCGGCGGCGCCACCCCCCGCCCCCCGCCCGCGGAGCCCCUGCACUCUGGCGUGCUGGUGGGCAUCUCCAUCGCCAGCCUGUCUCUGGUCGUGGCGCUUCUGGCGCUCCUCUGCCACCUGCGCAAGAAGCAAGGCGCCUCGCUGGCCGAGCCGGAGUACAAGUGUGGGGCGCCGGGCAAGGAGGCGGUGCUGCCGCGCGAGGGAGCCGAGCGGACGCCUCAGAGACUCUGAGGGGCCUGCUUCCCUCCCCGGGUGUCCGCCUCUCCGCCCUCUGGUGGUGCCCCCCCCCCCCCGCCCCGCCUUCCUCAAAGCACCUUAGCUGGCAUCGGAACUGGAAAAGACCCUCACCCCUCUUCUUCCGCGGCUUCUGCGCAGGGCUGGGGAGGGGGACUGGCCGGCUCAGGGCCCAGCCCGUCCCUGACGUCGCCGCACAAGUGGGCGGAGAUGGCCGUUUUAGAGAGACAGCCCGCAGAGCGCCCAUGCCCUCACCAGGGGCACAGGAGGCGUGAGCGCUAUCGGUUCGGGCGGCCCCAGUGGACUAGCGAGCGUUUCCAGUCACGGACAGUGGCCACGGUAUUUAUUAUUAUUAUUUUUUAACUAUGUAGGGUUUCCGUCUCUCUGCUUUUUCCCUACCUGAGUGUCUCCAGUACCCACUGCAUCCCUCUGUCCUUCCUCCCGGCUCUCCCCUUCCUCUUUGCUGCAUUUAUGCGCUCCGCUGUCGCGGGGCCCUUAAACUCAGUGAAAUUUCUCCCAGCUCUCUGGCAUUUACUAAGCCACGCCCCAUUUCAUCUGGCUCGGUUCUCCAGAUCUUCCCUCCUGGGAAAUCGGCACUCACCUGAGUCAGCGGCUGGUGUCUGCCCAGGCAGAACUCCCAUGUGAGGCAGACACAAGAAACUGACACCGCGGAUGGUCGGGAACUCGCUCUCCCACCAGCUUUGCUCAGUUGCCCUGGAGCGUCAGGCUUCCGGAGCAGCGUCACGCUAACCGCCAUGAAGACCCGAGAGGCGUUUGCUGAGCUAGUGUUGGUGGGCUGUCAUAGAAACUCACCCAAGGAGAUUUUUAUUUUCAGUUUUUACACAACGAAUCUGGGUUUUCUUGUUGCUUUGGUUUGGACUGAAAAGCAGUCAUUUUUGUUAAGCCUUUUAUGUUGUGUCUUUUCUGACGACUAUUCCUAGCCGUGUUGUGGCUACUUAUUUUUGACAGUGUUGAAAACGUUUGUUCACGUGGUUGCUGUACAUUGUGAGACGGAAGCCCCACCCCCCCGCCAGGUGACAGUGUAAGAAAGGUUUGGGCUGCACCAUUCAGGCUGAUGACCAUUUUGACUCACUGUUCUCGUGUAAUCUGACGGCUGACAUAAAACCAGUUGCUGCUGGUUCUGUGGGUUUGGGGAUGGAGCCUCUUGGGUGUCCAGGGCCUCACCUGGAUCAGGCCCUUGAGGAUUUCUGCCCCUCCCGAGGCGCCUGCCCAGCCACGUGGAACGGGAUCUCGAGGCAAGAAGCGGAGCCGCCUGGACCUCUGCUUGGAAAUGCAGACCCCGAGGCUCUGUGCACCUCCUGCUGGAGAAUCUGCAUUUUGACUAGAUCAGCAGGGGGCCGUCUGCUCGGCAGAGCUGGAGGGGAGCUGUUCCAGGCAGCUCCGACCUUCUGGGACCGAUCACUUAUGGGUCAGUAAUAAGUAGCGGGCCAAGUCAGGCCCUCUGUUCUCAAGAAACUGAGGAAUCUUCACACGUCAGCUUUGCUUGCUGUCUGCCGGAGGCGCCUAGGUACACCCCGCGCGGAUGCUGCUGCACGAGGCCUCCGCUCCGAGGGAGCUGGGAGUGAGAUGCCGCGCGCUUCGGUGUGCGGGAGGAACGUGUCGCGUAAAGAUGUCUGUUGUAAAGCAAAGGUUUUCCGCCACUAUGUUGUGAACUCAGCACGUGUGUACAUAGUUAUUUAUUUAUUGGAGAUAAACCAGAACACAGGCGAACCCCUGCUUCUAAUGUCACAUGCAGAAAAUAAACAGAUAACUGAGGGCU
This is a messenger RNA of Camelus dromedarius (Arabian camel), 3835 nucleotides long. It is a transcript of the gene THBD, whose product is annotated as thrombomodulin. The coding region runs from base 313 to 2052 and encodes 579 amino acids. NCBI's taxonomy places the organism in Eukaryota, Metazoa, Chordata, Mammalia, Artiodactyla, Camelidae. Gene Ontology annotation, cellular component: membrane. The transcript has a single exon. Gene Ontology annotation, molecular function: calcium ion binding; transmembrane signaling receptor activity. The record is from RefSeq and is a predicted model, not a curated record.